GGCGGAGGGUGGGGUGGUGUGCUGCGAGUCCGGCGAGGGGGAAAAUGAACGGGACGCGGAAUUGGUGUACCCUGGUGGACGUGCACCCGGAGGACCAGGCCGCGGCGGGCAAGAAGACCUAUGCCAUGGUGUCCAGUCGCUCAACCGGUCAUUCUCUGGCCUCAGAACUGGUGGAGUCCAAUGAUGGACAUGAGGAGAUCAUUAAGGUGUACUUGAAGGGGAGGUCUGGAGAGAAGAUGAUCCAUGAGAAGAAUAUCAGCCAGCUGAAGAGUGAGGUUCAGUACAUCCAGGAGGUGAUUCUAGAAAAGCCAAAUGGGUUUAGUCAGAGUCCCACAGCCGUGUACAGCAGCCCACUUGAGGUGGACACCUAUACAAAUGAUGUUGAGAACUUGAGGAAGACCGCAAAGGACUUGCUUGCCAAGCUGCAGGAAACUGAGCGUCAACACCAGUCAGACCGUGUGGCUUUCGAGGUCACACUCAGCCAGUACCAGAGAAAAGCAGAGCAGAGCCAUGCUGCCCUUCAGAGGGAGGAGGGCAGAGUGGAGCAGAAAGAGGCGGAAGUCCAGGAGCUGCAGAGGUGCCUAUCAGGCAUGGAGACGGAGCGUCAGGUCUUACUGGCAAAAGUCCGGGAAGGGGAGGUGGCCCUAGAGGAACUUCAGAGCAAGACUGCUGACUGCCAAGCAGAACGAGAAAAGGCUGCUACCCUGGAAAAGGAAGUGACUGGGUUGCGAGAGAAGAUCCAUCACCUGGACGACAUGCUUAAGAGCCAGCAGCGGAAAGUACGACAGAUGAUAGAGCAGCUCCAGAAUUCAAAAGCUGUGAUCCAGUCAAAGGACUCCACCAUCCAGGAGCUCAAGGAGAAGGUCGCCUACCUGGAGGCAGAGAAUUUAGAGAUGCAUGAUCGGAUGGAGCACCUGAUAGAAAAACAAAUCAGUCACAGCAACUUGAUAGAAAAACAAGUCAGCCAUGGCAACUUCAGCACCCAGGCUCGGGCCAAGACAGAGAGCCCAGGCAGUGUCAGGAUAUCCAAGCCGCCUCCCAGCCCAAAGCCCAUGCCUCUCAUCCGAGUGGUGGAAACAUGAGCCACCAGGACAUGGGCACUGCUGUCUCCUGCCUGCCAGAAGCCCACCACCCCGUUGGCUGUUGGCACUCACUUUGACUUCCCGGCGGGUCCCCAGCUGCACCCAGGGUUUGGGCUUGUGUGUCGCACAUUCUCAAGCUCCUAUCCUCAGUAUGCCGGGCAGACAGCAUGAGCGCCUUCUCUGGACGCUGCAGCCCUUGGGAAGAUGUGACCCUGCCAGCAGGCGGUAUCCUUAUUCCUGUAGUUACUGUUUCUCUGCAGUCUCCCUUCCUGCCCAAGAAGCCAGGCCUUCAUCUGGUCAGGAGAGGUGACAAGAUUUGCUUCAGCCCUCAAACGAUGGUAGAGGCAUGGCUGUCCAGAGUGAUUGGAGAAUGUCCUGGGGAAUGAAGUUCUGCAAGCACAGCUUGGUUCUUAGCAACAAACUGUUAGUUUUUCUACUUGCUCCACCUCCAGCCCAUGCUGGGCCUCCUGCAGAUAGACAGUGGGACUAACGGGCAAGGCCUGGUCAGAGUCAGUGAACUUGAACUUUGACUACAUGGUCUUGUCUUCUUAGGGAAGAAAGAAUGUAACUUCAGGGAGUAGUUUUUUGCAGAAAGAUUCUCUAGGGCCAUGGACAGUUACGUGUGACUUCUCUGCUGUGAAAACUCCCAGACUAUCCUAGGGUUUUCCCCUGAGGUGUGCCAUGAGGUAUGCCUCAGUCUUCUUGACCCAUAGCCUAGAAACUGUCUUCACUGGGUUAUAUCAGUCCCAGCAAAGUCUUUAUUGUAUUUAUUUUGCUAAGUUAUUGGUAUUUUUGCUUACAUCUCAUAAUUGACUUAAUACCAAAGUUCUACAGCCUUCUCUUGCAGUGUUUAGAUUUGCUUGAAAUUGGACAGGAGUUCCCAUUGGACUUUUUGAUCUCCAAAUGACAUUGUUAUUUUUCUCCCCUCCCUCCCUCACUCCUUCCAUUCUU
Messenger RNA from Otolemur garnettii (small-eared galago), 2033 nucleotides. It is a transcript of the gene TUFT1, whose product is annotated as tuftelin 1. Gene Ontology annotation, cellular component: I band; intracellular anatomical structure. The coding region runs from base 45 to 1082 and encodes 345 amino acids. Gene Ontology annotation, biological process: intracellular signal transduction. Lineage: Eukaryota; Metazoa; Chordata; Mammalia; Primates; Galagidae. The record is from RefSeq and is a predicted model, not a curated record. The transcript is spliced from 11 exons.